Messenger RNA from Aspergillus niger, 1074 nucleotides. RefSeq lists its product as uncharacterized. Lineage: Eukaryota; Fungi; Ascomycota; Eurotiomycetes; Eurotiales; Aspergillaceae. The transcript has 3 exons. Bases 1 to 1074 code for a protein of 357 amino acids. The record is from RefSeq and is a predicted model, not a curated record.
AUGUCUUCAGGCCUCAGUUACUUCUCAAGAGCAUCCGGGAGCAGCGGCUCCUGCACACAUUCCAUCAGCAGUGAUGAUUCGUGGUCCCGCCACAGUGGCAUCAUGCCCCAACAACCGUCCGUAUACGGGACUUCGGGCGAGGCGCCCGUGAUCUACCAUCCAAGCGCUAGAAGGUUCUCCCCUCCGCAUAUUGAGCGUGGACCUAUAGAUACUCAGGUUCCUGUCAAGCCCAACAAGCCAGUUUCAUCGGACUUCGCCAUGCCAUACAGCGGACUUCCAGUGACCUCACAUGCAUUGGGAACAAUUCCCGUGUCUGCAGGAGGUGCCUUGCCACGCCCCACAGCUCUCUACCCAGAGUGGGACCACCCUGCUCGCCUCCCAGCGGAGUCGCUCAGGCGUGAUUACGACCUAGUCAGACCUUACGAGACGUCGGAGUACCUGAUUGAAAGAAACAGCCGACGCGCAACGGAGAAGCCUAAAGGCGCUACUCGGUAUCACUCGCAAAGACGGCCGUCUAAUCGCGACGAGUUUGACGGACCCCACCAGUUGCUAGACCCUCCGUCACCGCGGGUCAUAGCAGCCCAAGGGAGGGAUUUGCCUCAUCUACCUACUAAUCUUGAUGUCUCAGAGCAAGAUCAAAUUCUGACGUCAGUAAAUGACCGACUGUCACAGUGCGCAUUUGACUUUGUUGCAAAGUAUCAAUUUCCGAUUCCACUGGAACCGGACAAGAGGCCGGUGAGAGUUCCUUCUGACCGCGAGUGGACCGAGUGGGUAUAUCUCCUAAAGAGACUGGCGACCAAGCGUCGCAUCCCAGCCCGGGUGUUGUAUAAUGGCCAGAUCAAGCAGUUAGUGACCGUGCUGGAAAAUUCCCUGGAGAUGAGACAUGCAGCCAAGCAUCAGUCUCGGCCCAUCAAGGAUGAUCGGAAUGUCCUUCAGCUUAUCUCAGCUGGCACACAGGUGGCCAAGAUCCUUAAGGAUGCUAAUGCCAUGGAAUUCCUUGACCGCCUCUAUCUUGAUACAGAAAAACGCAUCCAUGAUCGACGCAGCCGUCGAGUGAAAUUUGCCAGCCCAUGA